This is a messenger RNA of Eimeria necatrix, 1710 nucleotides long. RefSeq lists its product as hypothetical. The record is from RefSeq and is a predicted model, not a curated record. NCBI's taxonomy places the organism in Eukaryota, Apicomplexa, Conoidasida, Eucoccidiorida, Eimeriidae.
AUGCCGCACCUGCUGCAGCCUCGCCGUGCGCUGCAGCAGCAAGAGACCCCCGCGCUGUCACACUCGUGUGUCUGCACACAGCAGCAGCAGCAACAGCAGCAGCAGCAGCAACAGCAGCAGCAGCAGCAGCUGGACAAAGAAGCGCUGCAGAGAGUCACAAGGAGACUGCAGGUGCUGCGGCUGUGUUUGCUGCAGAAGGUCCUUGUUAAGGCUCACCAGAGCUUGGACGAGCAGCAGCAGCAGCAGCAGCAGCAGCAGAAAGAGCAGCAGGAAGUGCAGCAGGAAGUGCAGCAGGAAGUGCAGCAGGCAGCGCAGCAAGAAGGGUCAGCUCUCCGCAGCAAAAGAGCUUUCAACCAGAGCACUGCAGCAACUGCAGCGGCAGCAGCAGCUGCCGCUCCAGCAGCAGCUGCUGCAGCUGCUCCCGCUGCUGCAGAAGGAGCAGCAGCAGCUGCUGCUGCUGUCUUUAGAGCUGAUAAUCCCCUUGUUGCUGCGCUGCUGCAGCUGCAGCCGCAGCAGCUGCACCACCGGCACCGCAGCCUUUGCCGCCACCUCCACUCGCUGCAUGCAUCACUGCAGCAGCAGCAGCAGCGAGAGCAGCAGCAGCAGGAGCAGCAGCAGCAGCAGCAGCAGCAGCAAGCGCGGUGGACUGCGCUGCAGAGCCUUUCAGCCCGGGAGCAGCAGCUGCUGCAGCAGGCAGCAAACAGAGUGCUGGCAGAGGAGCAGCAGCUGCUGCAGCAAAGCAACUUUCUACUGCAGCAAACCUGGCUGCGCACUUUUGCGCAGCAGGCGCUGCUGCUGCUGCCCCUGAAGGGCCCCCGUGCUGCAGCAGCAGCGCAGCUAGAGGGCCUCGUGGAGAGAAGCAGGCUGCUGCUGCAGCAGCAGCAGCAGCAGCAAAGCAGCAGCAGCUCGCUGCUGCAGCUCCCAGCGUUUGCUGCUGUUCUCGCUGCGCCGCCCCUCCCCACUGCAGCAGAAGUCCAGGCAGCAGCAGAGGCCCAAAGCAAGCAGCAGCAGCAGCAGCAGCAGCAGCAGCAGCAGCAGCAGCAGCAGCUCUUUCUGUCGACCGAAGAAGUGCUGCAGCUGCUUCCUUCGGAGCCUCCGAAGGCGCAGCAAGAGCAGCAGCAGCAUCUGCUGCUGCUGCGGAAGGCCCGGAGAAUCCUAAGGAAAGAAUGUCCUGCUGCUGCUGCAGCUCUCUCCCCGCAGCUGCUGCUGCAGCUCGUAGACCAAGCAUUUGCAUCUGCUGCUGCUGCUCGCCUGCAGAGGCUGCAAGACAGCAGCAGCAGCAGCAGCAGCAGCAGCAGCAGCAGCAGCAGCAGCAGCAAGGGACCACCUCACGGGGGCCUCGUUAGCUUGCUGCUUCGGCGUCUUCAAGAGACGCGGCAGCUGCAGCUGCUGCAGCAGAAGCUGCUGCAGCAAGAGCCGCUGCAGCAAGAGCUGCAGCAGCAAGAGCCGCAGCAGCAAGAGCUGCAGCAGCAAGAGCUGCAGCAGCAAGAGCUGCAGCAGCAGCAGGUAGCGACCGCCUCUGACGACGGUCUCCCUGAGUCCCCUAUGGCCCUCCACACAGCUGCUGCUGCUGCUGCUGCUGCUGUGUCAUCCAGCAGCAGCAGCAGCAGCAGCAGCAGCAGCAGCAGCAUUGCAAAGAGAGUGGCCAAACUGCAGCAGCUUUUCAUUGCUACAGACGCCGUGCUGCUGCAGCAGCUGGGAGCCUCAUAA